AUGAAACCAUCUAAACUGCAAGAUCAUCUGAGAAGAUGCCACUCUGAUAAAACAGAGAAAGAUUUGAAAUACUUUCAAUCACUCAAAGAUAAAUUUCAGAAAAGACCUGCACUGGACAGAAUGUUCACUUCGACGUCACAAAGAAAUGAUGAUGGUUUGCGGGCGUCUUACAAUAUCUCGUUACUUAUAGAAAAAUCCGGAAAACCGCAUACUAUCGGAGAGAAGUUAAUUUUGCCAGCCGUUGAAGAGGUUUUAUAA
Messenger RNA from Acanthoscelides obtectus, 258 nucleotides. The record is from the annotation of a GenBank genome assembly. NCBI's taxonomy places the organism in Eukaryota, Metazoa, Arthropoda, Insecta, Coleoptera, Chrysomelidae.